ACCUACUAAACAGCAACAAACACCCUUUACCAAACCGCCAGCCAGAACACUUGAUCAAAAACAAGUUCAAAGUUUAGCCAACGAUAUAAGAAACAACCAACACAACAAUAGACAAUUCCGAGGAAUAGGAACCGGAUUACCACAACAACCUCAACUAACUAGACCAAAAAGACCAGGCAAAUUUAAAUGA
Molecule: messenger RNA, 190 nt
Organism: Dentiscutata erythropus
Lineage: Eukaryota; Fungi; Glomeromycota; Glomeromycetes; Diversisporales; Gigasporaceae
Source: the annotation of a GenBank genome assembly